Messenger RNA from Rubroshorea leprosula, 990 nucleotides. NCBI's taxonomy places the organism in Eukaryota, Viridiplantae, Streptophyta, Magnoliopsida, Malvales, Dipterocarpaceae. The record is from the annotation of a GenBank genome assembly.
AUCAUCUUCUUCCUUUCUUCUUUUUCUUUUUCUUUCUUCCUCUUCUUUCUUACUCUUCUUCCUAUAUGUCUGCUGGGUUCCGGUUGCUGGGUUUCACCGGAACCCAGAUCAGCUGGGUUCGAGGAACCCAGUUGGCUAGAGUUCAAAGUUUUGUUGUACUCGUCUGUAAAUCCAUGCCAUUCUUUGCCAACUCGUCUUGUGAUGGGUUCGUAGCGUAACCCCACAAUGGUUCUUUGGUGGCUUUGGCAGGAUUUAUUUUUAUUCGUUGUGCUUCCCAUAUCACCCCAGCCUCUAGUAGCUCAUUUCAUGCUAUUCCCUGCUCGCAAUGGUCCUCAAUUUGAGUUUUGGGGACAAAACUCCUUUUUAGGAGGGCCUUGCCCGAUUCUGCUCUUCUUCCCGCUGCAGCCCGAGAGGAAAAAAAAAGGGGAACCCAGCCAUGCCUUUGAGAAACCGGUGAGAUAAGCUUGGUUUUCUCCUUCCUUUCUUGCUCUAGAACACACCUAGAACCCAGAAAUCUUCCCCCCCCUGCUGGAAAAGCCGGAUCUGCCCUGCUCUGCUUUGUCCUUCCGCCGGCUGCUCUUGAUUGUGGGUGAUUUCUGGGCAUUUUUUUGGUUCCGUGAGCUUCCCCCUGCAGAUCCCACCGGCCUUCCCCAAUCUGCAGCUCCGGUUUUAGCUGGAGAAUUAUGGUAUGUGACAGCCUUUUAAGGCUUAAAUUGUCCAUUUAGUUUGCUGCCUUGUAUGUCCGAAUUGUGUUGGAAAAAUGGGGGAAAUUCCGGUAGCCUUUGAGCAUGUUUUAAGCUUGGUUUAAGUGUAAAUUAGCUUGAUUUAGAUUGUUGUGUGAUUUUUGGAGAAAAUCCUGUGGAAUUAGCUAGUGUUUUGGCCAAUUUGUGAAAGUCGGGGUUACUGUUCACGUCAUGGGUACUGUUCAUGGGUACUAUUCAUGGACACUGUUCACACCCCGAGGGCCAACAAUUAACGGGAAUUUAAAGG